CUUAAGCCACUCCCCUUAACCCAUUCAGUCACUCGCUGUAAUGUUCCUCCGUGUUUACUGCUGAGCCGAGCACGUAUAUGCGAGUUCUCUUAUAAAGCAGCUGUUUUCCCUUGUGUUUCGCAGAGUCUCUUUAGGAAUCCAACAUGCCUAAAAGAAAGAAAGCAGACAGGGAUGCCAAGGAUGAGCCUCAGAGGAGAUCUGCACGGUUAUCAGCAAGACCAACUUAUGUGAAGGCUGAACCCAAACCAAAAAAGACGACUAAGAAAGACAAAGCAGCCAAUGUCAAAAAAGAGGAUAAAAAGAGCAAGGUGAAGGCCAAGGAGAGCUCAGAGUCUGCAGCCAGCGAGGAGAACCACUCCGAAAAUUGAGAGACCAAGACCAACACGGUCACAAAGACUCGUACAAACGAAGGAAGUGAAAUCUGAGUAGCACUAUUGCCUCCCAUCAACACUGUCAUCACAGCUCCUCAUCACUCCUAGUGUUGUGUCGUUGUCCGUCCUCCAAGGCAUAUCAUUCACAGAGAAAUAUUUUUAUCAAUGGUUUUAUAAGUAUCAGCACAGGUUUUUUAGCACAAAAUUAAGCUAAAUGCUGAGCACCCUGUAGAUCUGCAGCGAUUGUUUCUGCAAGAAUGCCACACUAAAGGUAUUUUUAAAUGCCAUUUAUUGUUAAUGAUAACUUAUUUGGUCUAGAAAAAUCAUACCUGCCUCUAGCGUUUGGAGUGUUUCCACAUCUCUUUAUCCUCCUUCCUCACACUUAUUUUUCAGGUUUUUAAAAGUGGUUAUAAACGGCAGGGGGGAAAUUGACUUUUUUAACCUUAUAUAUUUUCUUUGCUAUUUAGUCAUUUGUCCUAGAUUUUCCUGUAUUAUUCUUAAAGGGCGAGGUGCACAACCUUCAAGCAGAGAUUUUAGGGAGCUGGUAUAUAUUUCACUGUAUCUUGACAAAAAAAUAAAAAAUAAAUAAAAACAUCUAAAAAUUAAAAAUGCAGCUUAUUAAAUAUGAUUUUUUUCAUGCAAAUUGUAUUUUUUUUUUAAUCAUGUGAUUGACGUGUUGAAGUCUGCAGGUUGUUAUGUACACUCUGAUGUUGCAGUGUCUGCUAAUAAAGAAAAGGGUGGAAUUUUCCUCA
Messenger RNA from Cyprinus carpio (common carp), 1123 nucleotides. RefSeq names its product high mobility group nucleosome binding domain 6 (gene hmgn6). Gene Ontology annotation, molecular function: nucleosomal DNA binding. Gene Ontology annotation, biological process: chromatin organization. The record is from RefSeq and is a predicted model, not a curated record. Gene Ontology annotation, cellular component: nucleus; chromatin. Lineage: Eukaryota; Metazoa; Chordata; Actinopteri; Cypriniformes; Cyprinidae.